Molecule: messenger RNA, 1403 nt
Organism: Physcomitrium patens
Lineage: Eukaryota; Viridiplantae; Streptophyta; Bryopsida; Funariales; Funariaceae
Source: RefSeq, a predicted model, not a curated record
CUAUGCUUUGCUUUUGGUUUGUGCGUGGUUUUCAUUCUUCCAUUGCUUCUUCUUCAUUACUUGCUUUGUUCCUCGCUCGCUUUGCUUCACAUCUUCUUCAUCGCUCCUCCUUUCAUCUCGCCAUCCCCCGCGAGUCGCAGCGAUGACGGCUACAACUGCGGGUUGCUGUCAAAGGUUGCAAAAUCAAUCACAAAAGCUGCCCAUGGAGGUGGGAUCGGGAAGGAGACGUCUCUCCCUUGACAGUUGGGUGUGCUUACCUAUUCUUCGGCCCGUGCGCACGACUCCCACUUCAUCGUCGGAAAGUUCUUGCACCGCGCCUAAGGAUUUGUCUCUUGUCAAGACCCUAGCAUUGGACGUCACCUUCACCGGAGAAGAUGAAGCUCUGUCGAAGGAGUCUGGUUGUGAGACACCCAAAUCAAAGGAACACAGAAUACCUGAAGUGGACAUUUCCUUCUGCCCUCCGGCUCCGAGGAAACCUCGCGCCACGGCUCGUCGUCGGCGUGUGCAGCCCACUAGCUUCUUCAACACAUCUGAUUUUGAGAAUUUUCUCUCCCAGCACAAAGUGGAAGUGAGUAGUUGAUGGUGAAAUCUCUCCAGACUCUCUCAAAGGAGCUAACACAUCUCUUCGAGGUUGUUUUUUCUCUCUCUCAGGAGUGCUUGUACAGGUAGAUUGCAGUCUUGAGUGCUCAUGCCUACCGUGUUGUCUAAUUCACCCUGACGACGCGUAAAUUUCGAAACGAAGGACCUCUCCCUGUGGAGUGAAACAAUGAAGGGGCUUCACUGGAAGCUAUUCUUGGCGAUGGGUUCCUGGCCUCUUGCAAUAUUGAUGAUGAACAGUUUCUCCGGUUGUCAAAGCUUAUCAUUUCGAGUAGCACUAUGCAUUAGACUGGCUAAGGGGGUGUUUCAUGAUAGUUGACCUUUUUCUUGUACAUGGAGGUGCAGAAGGCUUAUGCACUGUGUAGAAAAUUGGGCUUCGGGUGAUGGGGGUAAUAGAUUCUAGGUUAAACUAUUCUUUGCUCAAGCACUUCCAUUUGGAGGGAUGCAAGUUAUGAAAGCAUUGUUUUGAUAGCUUCGUUGCGGGUAGCUAUGCACACUCCAACCUGGGAGUUGUCCUUUGGCGAUUCUGUGAUGUUUUUCUCAGUGAAGGAGUAGGUUCGAGACACAUCGUAAUGGUGUAGAGGUCAGAACAGAUUAGUGAACUAUUCUUUUUUCUUUUUUGCUUUCACCUGAGCUCGCACGCAUGUGUGAUGAGUUGGUUCUGCAAAGUAUACUACAAAUCAUAGAAAUCCUUCGAGGCUGUGCUGCUGGGGUCUAGCCUGGUUUAGAAAGCAACCCAGGAUCAUGUAAUUUACAUCACUGAAGAUAAAUCAUCAUGCCUGGCCACCGUCUUAAUAUUGCAUUAA